AUGGGAGGAGUGGGAGGAGUGGGAGGAGUGGGAGUGGGAAUGGGAAUGGGAGGAUUGGGAAUGGGAGGAAUGGGAGGAUUGGGAGUGGGAGGAAUGGGAGGAUUGGGAGUGGGAGGAAUGGGAGGAUUGGGAGUGGGAGGAAUGGGAGGAUUGGGAGUGGGAGGAAUGGGAGGAAUUGGAGGAGUGGGAGGAGUGGGAGCAGUGGGAGCAGUGGGAGGAGUGGGCGGCACAUUUGGUGCUUCUGGUAUAGUUGGCACUCCUGUGGGUGGCACAUUUGGUGCUUUUCCUACGGGUGGCACUCCUAUGGGCGGCACUCCUAUGGGUGGCACUCCUAUGGGCGGCACUCCUAUGGGUGGCACUCCUAUGGGCGGCACUCCUAUGGGCGGCACUCCUAUGGGCGGCACUCCUAUGGGCGGCACUCCUAUGGGUGGCACUUGUGCAACCAGCACACAGGAUUCUUGUCCAAUGGUCGAAGCUUUUGGUGCAUGUGCACUGGGCGGCACACUGGCGACUGUGAAGCUGCUGAGGGAGCGGUGGCAGGAGCACCACAACACGCUCAGCAGCAGGACCAACCAGCGUUCCUUCAGCCUUGCAGAGCUCACAGAAAUUGUCCUUUGUGCCGGCUGCGUUACUGUAGUCGCCAUCUGCGAGCGGCUGGCGGAAGGCUACAGUGCUUGGAGGGGCGGCAUGCCGGACCUGGUGCUCUGGAGGACACGCCCGGCCGAACCUCAGCUUCGGGCCGAGCUGCAGGCUCGGAUGGAGAUUCGAGAGUUGAAUGCGCAGAGAAGGAGUGAGUGGUUGGGUGCAAUUGAGCCUAGACCGCUUCCUUCUGGGUUUUUCAAAGGGACGAGAGGGAAUUGGGGAGGGGGGCUGGUUGGGGGCGAUAGAGGGAAUUACUGGGGGGAGGUAAAGCUGGUGGAGGUGAAAGGACCGAGGGAUGAGCUGUCAUGCCAGCAGACUGAAUGGUUGAGGGCACUGCAGGGCGAUGGGGUGGAUCACGAGGAGGUGGAGGUGAAAGGGCCGAGGGACCAGUUUUUCCUCCCAGCAGACUGCUUGGUUGAAGGGACUUAA
This is a messenger RNA of Closterium sp. Yama58-4, 1071 nucleotides long. NCBI's taxonomy places the organism in Eukaryota, Viridiplantae, Streptophyta, Zygnematophyceae, Desmidiales, Closteriaceae. The record is from the annotation of a GenBank genome assembly.